UCACUAUUCUCCUCAAACCCCGAAUCACACCUACCCCUUCUUCCACUCAACUCCUUCGAUAAAUUCAUUCUCAAAUUACAAUUUCAAAACAAACCCAUUCUUCUAAACAUUAAUUAACUCAACAAAGUAUCAAAGAACUCUCUAAUGGCGGAAGAGAGAGAAAAUGAGAAUAAAAAUGGAGAUACAACAAGAAUAUCAGUAGGAUACGCAUUACCACCCAAGAAAGUUGACAGCAUCUUAAACCCAUCUUUGCUAACUUACGCUAAAUCCCAUGCUGUUGAUUUCAUCCCUAUUGAUGUUAAUCAACCAUUGAUUCAUCAAGGUCCAUUUGAUUGUGUUCUUCACAAGAUUUACGAUGAUGAUUGGAGUAAUCAAUUGCUUGAUUUCGCUUCGAAGAACCCUAGUAUUCCGAUUAUUGAUUCUCCUACCGCAAUUCAGCGUCUUCAUGAUCGGAUUUCGAUGCUUGAAGCCGUCGAAAAUCUUGUUAUUCCGUCGUCUACGGAGGAGACGGCGGCGAUGGUGCCGAGUGUGGGGAUUCCGAAGCAGGUUUUGUUGAGGGAUGAAGAUGAGAUUGAGAAUCUGGGUUUGAAAUUUCCGGUGAUUGCGAAACCAUUGGUUGCGAAUGGAAGCAUUAAAUCUCAUCAAAUGUCGCUGGUUUUUAAUUCGAAUGGAUUGAAGAAGUUGAAGAAUCAAACCCCAAUUGUUCUUCAGGAGUUUGUUAAUCACGGGGGAGUUUUGUUUAAGGUUUAUGUUGCUGGGAAGAAUGUUAGGUGUGUUCAAAGGAAAUCACUUCCAGAUUUUGAUGUAACAGUUGAUCAUUUUGAGGAUGUAAUGCCGUUUUCGCAGAUUUCGAAUUUGCCAACUUCUGAAAAGCAGCAGUUGGUUGAUAAUGUUGCUAUGCCUCCAAUGGAGUUUGUCAAUGGAUUGGCUAGUGCGUUGAGGGAGGGUGCACAGCUUAAUCUGUUUAAUUUUGAUCUGAUUCGAGACGGGUCUGAAUCGAGUGGUGUUAAGUACUUGAUCAUUGAUAUUAAUUAUUUCCCGGGUUAUGCUAAGUUGCCGGAGUUUGAAGCUAUGUUGACUGAUUUCUUUUUGGAUGUUGUUAGCAGUAGUCGGUCUGGUGUCGAAAAGGCUUGAGAUGGUACUGCUGUAUGAUGAAAUGAUGCUGUAACAUUGUUCUGCAUUCCAAUGUCUAGCAUGUUACUUGUUCAAUUUUGCUUAAUCACAUAAAUGAAAUGCAUUGUGUUUUUGUCCU
Chenopodium quinoa (quinoa) is the source of this 1252-nucleotide messenger RNA. Its product is annotated as inositol-tetrakisphosphate 1-kinase 1-like. Gene Ontology annotation, biological process: inositol trisphosphate metabolic process. Gene Ontology annotation, molecular function: inositol-1,3,4-trisphosphate 6-kinase activity; inositol-1,3,4-trisphosphate 5-kinase activity; magnesium ion binding. NCBI's taxonomy places the organism in Eukaryota, Viridiplantae, Streptophyta, Magnoliopsida, Caryophyllales, Amaranthaceae. The transcript has a single exon. Gene Ontology annotation, cellular component: cytoplasm. The record is from RefSeq and is a predicted model, not a curated record. The coding region runs from base 145 to 1134 and encodes 329 amino acids.